Molecule: messenger RNA, 1039 nt
Organism: Pseudoliparis swirei
Lineage: Eukaryota; Metazoa; Chordata; Actinopteri; Perciformes; Liparidae
Gene: ntmt1
Product: N-terminal Xaa-Pro-Lys N-methyltransferase 1
Exons: 4
Coding region: 75-737 (220 amino acids)
Biological process (GO): N-terminal protein amino acid methylation
Cellular component (GO): cytoplasm
Molecular function (GO): N-terminal protein N-methyltransferase activity
Source: RefSeq, a predicted model, not a curated record
CCGGACACCGGACCCCGGACCGGGCUCGUGGGAGGGAGAGGAGGGAGAGGAGGGAGAGAGACACGAGACGAGGGAUGGCUGACGCAGGUGAGACGAGCUUCUACUCCAAUGCGGUGGACUACUGGAGGGACGUGCCCCCCACGGUGGACGGCAUGCUGGGCGGCUACGGCAGCAUCUCCAGCAUCGACAUCAACGGGUCCAAAGGGUUCCUCAGGAAGUUCCUCGGGGAAGGCGAGGGGAAGACGGGCACGGCGUGCGCUCUGGACUGCGGCGCCGGCAUCGGCCGGAUCACCAAGCGGCUGCUGCUGCCUCUGUUCCGGACCGUGGACCUGGUGGACGUGACGCAGGAGUUCCUGGACAAGGCCAAGACCUACCUGGGGGAGGAGGGCCAGCGCGUGGGCCGCUACCUGUGCAGCGGCCUGCAGGACCUGGUGCCGGAGAGCGGGCGCUACGACGUCAUCUGGAUCCAGUGGGUCAUCGGCCACCUCACAGACGACCACCUGGUGGACUUCCUGCGGCGCUGCCAGACGGCCCUGCGGCCCAACGGCCUCGUGGUCAUCAAGGACAACGUGGCGCUCGAGGGCGUCGUGCCCGACGAGGUGGACAGCAGCGUCUGCCGCGACCUGAGCAUCGUCCACGCUCUGGUGGGCCGAGCCGGCCUCCAGAUCCUCCACGAGGAGCAACAGACGGACUUCCCCAAGGAGAUCUACCAAGUCCACACGCUGGCGCUCAGAUAGGACCCCCCCCCCACGAACUGAGUCACCUCCUGGGGGCCACCAGGUCUCCAGCUGUGGCUACUCCCUUCUGUCCAGGUCAUGAAGGCCACAUUAAAGCUCUCAGCCAAUGAGGACGGAGGAUCCCGUCUCUCCGUGACCACCUGACUACUCGCGGCUCAUGAAGCCGCAUCACUUCCUGGUUCUCAUGUCGUCCACCACUCUCACAACGUCAUGCUCCUGUUACAGGUGUGCUCGGGCCUUGUGGCUGUGGUUCAAUGUUUUUAAUUAGUUUUCAUGAAUGUUGAUUAAAUGAAGAACGAGAA